AUGGAAGCUCAUCAUUACUCUCCAUCACUGGAUUUGCUCUCCAAGAUCGAUCUAGAUGAAGAGGAGAAGGAUAUGAUGUCCUUCUUCUUUGAUUCCUCAUUUGAUCGUGAACAUUUGAAAUCUCUCCCACCACCAAAAGAAAGUUCAGACGCUCACGAAUCACACGAAACAUUGUCGGAACACAUUGACGUCUCUGAUGAGAACUUUGAUGUUUUUGGUUUUAGAUUUCUUCAUUCUGAUUCUCAAAAAUCAGUCAUUGAGAAGAGUGUGCUUCAGUCCGAUAAUGGUACAGAGUUCUUAAAAACCUUCACAAUUCAAGUAUUAGAUCAAGAGAAAUUUUUGAACGAGAAUGAUGCAGAUCAAUUUCCGACUCUUGCUAAGCGACUGUGUACAUUCUUACAAAGAAUGGAAUGCUUUUCCAUUGCACAACACGCUCAUGUGUUAUCACUCUUGAAUGUUUUUGUCAAAUAUUUAUUUGGAAAGAAGUUUAUUGACAAAGUGCUUUCUAAACAUGUUAAAUGUUAUCACAGCACGAAAUAUACAAUAUUUGUAAUGAUGAGAUAUUGCGUAUAUGUUCUUUCCUAUUGUAAAUCAUUUUCUUCAACAUCUCAACAAUUGAUAAACUCUGUACAUGAUGUUUGUAAAAUAUUGAAUACUCUCAUAGUGGGAAAGAAAUAUUCCGAAGCAGAAAUCAAACUGGAGAAAAAAAUUCCUGAAAAAGUAGUUGAAUUUCCUUUCUCACUGGUAUCAGCAGCCCAUAAAGAGACAUCAAAUGGUGCCAUCACGGAACAAAACGACACAUUAUCAAAGAUUUUAAGUUCAAUCUCUUCGCAAGAGUAUGGAGUAGGUAACCACAAUUACGUGUCAUCAUUAGUGGUAGGCAAGAAGUCUCGUUCUCCAUUGAGUUUUGAAAAAUUAAUCAGACAAGUGAGAAUGUAUCUAAUUGUGACCUUGAAAAUUGGAGAGCAUAUUUCGAGCGCUCUUUCCUCCAUUUUCAACAAUAGUGUGAACGUCGAUAUUCGUAAUGCAUUAUGUGGAAUUUUACAAAUACUGGCAAAGCCACUGGUUCGGACCGAACAAGUGCCAAUACAGAAACUUGUUAAUACUUGUAUCCAGUGCAUAAAUAAUCAGAAAGAAAAGUUCUAUCCAGCAGAUAUGUUAAAAGAAUUGGCCGUAGUGAUACUGAAAACCUUUUCAAAUGUUGAUACUUGCAAACAGGUUUUGUCCUAUUUAUUGCGAGUUGUAUCUGCACAAAUUAUUGCUGAAGAUGUCGAAAAUAUUGCAAAAAGCACGGAAUUUCUUUCGAAUUACGUAUACCUUCUGGACAAUAUUCAAAUGUCAAACUCUCAUGCUUUUUCUGAGUUGAGGCAGGAAUUAUUGAAUUUUCAUGCUCCUUCCUACAUUGCGAGUGCAAAAUUCGAUCGACUCUUUCCGCUGCCUUCCAUUGAAUACAAAACCGUUUGUGAUGAAAUAGAAAUAUCAAAAGAAAUGAUGCAAUGCUCAAUCACGGAUAUAUUCACUCGGGCUCUUAUUUCAAGAUUAAUUAUCAUUGCAGAAGCAUCAUCAACAAUAUCUAUCACGCAAGACCAUUAUUCCACAUUUAUAGCCAAUUUUUUCUUGUUUUUGAACCACUUAGUGAACAAUUGGAGCAAAACCAUAAGGGCCAAUGUUGCUAACGAAAUUUUGGACAUUUCUAAUUUUUCUACUUUCUGCAAGUUGGGAGAUGACACACCCGAAUUUAGAAAUCUUUGCUCACAGUGUUUAUUCUCCAUUGCCUCCCUUGACGAUGAAUGUAUGCUGGACGUUUUUGAGAAAAUUAACAUCAUAGAUAUUAGUGAAGAUAUAUUCAAAUUCUUUGUCUCUCUGUCCCUUCGCAAUGCAUCACGUAAUAAGUCUGUGUUUGAGAGAGUAUGGAUUGGUUACAUUCAUAACAUGAAAAAUGCGAAACAGACAUUGCUCUCUCAAGAAAAGAUGCUAUUCUUGGCGUUAUGCUUUAGCACUAUGGACAGUACUGCAAAAUCAUUAAUAUUUAGCGAAUAUGUCAAGCUAAUUAAGACCGAAUUGUCUAACUUGAAAAGUAAGAGCUUGUCAAGCCAUGUUCUAGUUUUAUUUGAGUACUUGUGUAAAAACUUUGAUUCCAUGCCAAUUAACCUUGAAUCUCAGCUGUCAGAUUUCUUUCAAAACAGCGAAUACAAGUUGAAGAUUAAUUAUAACUCACUUUUAGACAAGUUGGGAGUAAGAAAUGAAAACUUCUUUGAACUUGACUACGAGCACAAUGCUGAGCUAUCAUCCACAGCUGUUUCAAUUUUGAAGCAGAACGACAACUGUGCAGGAUUAGUGCGAGCAUUACUUGUGAACAUCAGUCAACUGAGUGAUUCUGAUGACAAGGUCUUGAUGAAUACAUUUGAUUACAAUGCCGACAUUUGCAUAAGACUUCUCAACCCCCUUCUGAAACUUGACUCUAUCAAAAAGUUUGAAGCAACAAGCACAAUCGUAGAUCGACUCAGUUAUUUGAUUCAGUACAUACACAACAACGACAUGAAUCAAAUAGACCACCUCUCGCAAAUUGUUGACAUGAUCAUAAUGACAUCACAUAGCACGGAUGAAGUACCAACUUGUGAUAACUCAAUCCUAAGUUUAGUUUACAUUAAGGAGUGUUUAGGCAUACUUGAAAAAUAUGACUCUCGUCAACUGGAUUGGAAAUCAGAAACCGUAGAGCUGUUACUUAAGAGGCUUUGUUAUUUUUGCUCUUUAUCUAUGCAACAGCUGGAUUCUAUCAUUCAACGAGAUUUAAUGUAUUGUAACCAAAUGAGUGAAGAGGAGGCACGUUUUAGCGUUUCAUUACUGCGAAGUGCUCUGAACAAGGAAACUAUUAUGACUUGUAUUGGAUUACUCACAUCUUCCGGAACUGUAAAGACCUCUUCAGCUAAUGUCUCCGAAUGGCAUGACUCGAAAUUGAACGCCCUUAAGAAUAUUUCCGACAUUUUAUCAGAGAAGAGCCUUUGGAAAUUCUUUUUCCAUCAUAUCAUUGGAUCUGUUCAUUUGUCACAUCGUAAUUUGCAAGCCUUUUCAUGUUAUAAUACUAUCAGGUCAAACAUUGACAUGAUUGCCAAUGUUACAUCCAUUGUUAAAGACAAAGGCUAUUCAGCGAACUUUUCAAGCGUUAUGCCAGAUUUAGUAGCAUUGCUUUUGAACUUGCGAGAACACUAUGUGUAUCGAUCUUCUCUUUUGGUCGAACCCAUCAUGUUUAAUCUAUUUAGCGAAGGAUUUGUUAAUGAGCUCAAUGUUUAUAGAACCUUCACCGUCGGAAUGGUGCUAUCGUCGCUACAAGCAUCAGACUUAAUUUCCAAAAAACCGUCAUGUGCCCACAAAAUCAUUUCUGCAUGCUUCGAAUAUUUAGAAGAUUAUAUUUUGUCAAAGGGAAAAAGAAUGCAAAGCGUGCAAUCUCUCAUGUUUGGUGAACCAGAAAUUCCAAAAUUCUGUACAAGUUUCAGAUUUGAUGCUGUAGUUUUGUUCAAGAUUUUAAUGGCCGCGGCUGACACAGACAUUGAUUUAUUCAAGCUUGUUCUUUCCUUCUUGGAAUUAAUAAUUUCUAAAUUUGAAGUGGGUAUCACUAGCUUACUGCAAUCACUUGCCUCAUUGGAGAACAUUGACAUAUUUUUGCAAUCAUGUUUUAAAAAACAUGAAACAAGACCUUAUUUGCAAAAGUUCCUUGUUUCUAUCCAUGAUAAAUCAGGUGUGCAAGCCUUCAUGCCUGUCUUUGUAGACGCAAUGCUGCAAGUGUUGAAACAUAUUAGCAAGUCUUCUCCAUCUGACUUUUCGAUGGUUUUCACCUCAAUUCUUGAAGUCAUUCACAAGACAACCAACUUGGAAUGUCACGACAAGUUUUUCAAGUGUUUGAAUGAAAUUAUACAAGAACAAGCAGAAGUGAAAGAAAUUAAGGUCCUGUCUCCAAUCUGUAGAUUUAUCUAUCAGCAGCUAAUGCAAAAAGUUUCUAACGAACAAAAUGAAAAAACUCUAACAGUGAUCAAUCAGUUCAAAGCAAAGACUAAAUAUGGUGAAAAUAUUAAGUUUAAGGGACCAAUUGUUCAAUCCGCAAAUGAGAUUCAUACGAAAAUGGAUAACAAUGAGUACGAAGCAUAUCAUAGUCUAUUGGUAGAUGAAACAUCUUCAAAUAUUGACUUUGAUUCAAUUACGAAUUAUUUCAAAGCUUCCACCAUUGAAUCACAAAAUGACAUGAUCUCAGGAAAAUCGGCUUCUACAAGCAUUGCGAUCAUGGAUGAAACCAUGACUUGCCUUCUCCAGUUACUAGAAAACUUGAAAACUUCGUAUGAGAGCAAUACAAAAGAAUUAGAGUCAUCACUUUCGAAAUGGGAUUUGAAGGAUGGAUCUGUCAAUAGUUACUCAAGAUUACUGCUCGAUGAGACCUCAUCAUAUCCUACCUCCACCUUUAAUACAAAGUUAACAUUUGAGAGAAGACAAGAGGCCAACAUUUUCAGAUCCAAACCAAUGCCUCGACACUUAGUAUCUUCAAAUCUGGCAAAUACAGUCAUCAUAGCAGAACAAAGUGAUGUUCAUUUACUGAAAUCAACAUCCAAUUUCUCAGAUUCUGUUCCAAGAGAAAAUUCUGUGAAUGAUAUCAAGAUAGCUAAUUCUCACUCAAUGUCCUUCAAAGUUGUUCAUGUAAAGGUUAAUCCAGAGAAUGACAACUUUGUAGCUGUAGCUGGCAUAUAUGAAUGUCAUGUUCUUGUACUUGAUAAUGAGUUGAAUGUGAUCCAACAGGUUCCAUUAUAUCUUGCAUGUGAGGAUAUGCCGUCCGAAACUUUUGUCAUCGAUAUUCAAUGGUUACCAGGUGAGCAAUGCUUAUUGGCAGUGACAACAAAUCAGUUUGUUAAGGUUUAUGAUUUAUCAUCAGACACUUUUUGCCCAACCUUCAACUUUAGUGCUCAGAAUGAUCAAAUCGUUUCCAGUGUGUUUGCUCCAGAUCCAAAAGGAAUGAAAGAUCUAAAGACAUGUUUUGCUUUGACAAAGAGCGGAAAGUUGUAUUACCAAUCAUACUUCAAUAGUGGAGGAGAAGCCUAUUUCUCUGACUCUGUUGACAUCAGCAGAUAUUCUCAUUCUGCGGAAGGGAAAAGAGUGUUUUAUUCUGAACUGAUUCAAGUGUUGUUUGCAAGUUUUGCUGAUGGAACAUCGAUAGCUCUUAAGCUCGAUCAUUUGUCAGGAGGCGUUCAAAGUGUUUUAGAAAUCUCGAAGAACUCUGAGCUGAAACAACUUGGUUGUUGGACGCAUCUUUGUGAGAUUGUAGAUAUGUGUGGAGUUUUGGUUGCUGUUACCUCGAGUAACAAGUCCGUAGUUCUCAAUUUUUCUUCUGACAAAGUGGAUUAUCAAAUUUUGCCCAAUCCUGAUAGUCACACCUUAGAGGGAUUAACAUCCAUUCCUCCAUUUGGAAAAUACUCAUCAGUUUUGGCUCUUUUUUCAAAUGGUGAAUUGAAAAAGUUUAUGGUAACCAAAGAUGCCACUCCUUGUUGCUCGCUUCCACCUAAAUGUAGAAUUAGUAGAGAGUUGAAAAAGAGACAAUCUUCGUUAAAGCACUUCCAAACAUUGGACAUACAAGCAGAUGAUAGUUCCAAGCAGCUCACUGUCUCAUCAUCACAAGUCGAUACCUCACUCGAUGCCCAACCUGCAGACACUUCUUCAAGCAAAGAUAUCACCUCCAAAUGCUCAUAUUCCGGAGACGGAAAUCUCACAUCAGACGAAAUCAAAAAUAUGAAUAAUGACACUAAUACAACAUCUCUAUGUGCAACACGAGUGGAUGGCAUGAAAAUUUCCAUUCACAAACCAGACAAUAUUGUGAUCACUGGAAUCAAGGUGUUACUGGGUAAAAAUAAUAAGGCCUCCAUUCCUUCAACAAUUAGUUCACUUGGACAUUCCAUCUCCAGUGAGAAAGAUGUAGAAAAAUGGUAUACAAUCAAUUACACAAAUGAGGAAGCGUUGAACAUGGGUAAAACUUUAGACCUCGAUAUUUCUGCUUCCGUUGAUAAAAGUACUAUGCCUACCAUAGAUGGACUUAAGAUUCUAGGCCUGGAUUCUGGACCCUUCAGGUAUAAUUAUGUCAAGAAGAAAUUGGAAGGAGAAACUAGUACUUCAUCUGAAAAAUCCACACAAAACCUACCCGAAGAAAAACAUCAAUUUUCUACAGACGAAGUGGCAAUCAUACACGAUAUUGCUAAAUCAAUAAUCCCAUACGAACUAGCAGUUAACCUUAAAGAUUCACAAAAAGAUGGUAUUACGUCUUUAAUUUCUGAUUGCCUUUUACUUCCCUCCUUAUCUGAACUUAAAGAGGUAUUCCUUUCUGUACUUUUAGCGACUUGUGAUAAUGUUGAGAGCUUUACAAUCUUAAAAACAACGUUGGAGCUUGAUCGACUUUCAAAAAGAAAGCUAACUGAUUUGGACGAAUCUCAUGCUAAUUUGAUCAUUGACAAAUAUGUAGACAUUUUGUUCUAUGACCCUGAUCAUUUUUAUAAUCGAGUAUUGUCAAACGAUGCUGGUUUUAUGUCAUCUAUGUUCUCUCUUCUACAGAAAAACAAAUCAGACGAAAAACUUCAAACUGACUCCCUCGUUAAGUUAUGUACAGGAAUGGCAUUGAUCGAAUUUUUGAAGAAGAGCAGCGAAGAAUCGCUGCAACAGAUCUCUAAAUUAUUGCUUGACGAAGAUGAAGAAACUGUGAGAACCAGCGCAUCGCAGGCUGUCGCAAAAAUUUUAGGCAUUGUCAAGACACAAUCUUCUACUUUAGCAAAAUUGCUUACAGAGUUUUGCUCUCUAAUGUCAAAAUGUUCGGAUUCUUUAAUAGCCCUCAAUAUUUUGCAACUUAUUUCUGUGGUUAUUAUUCGAUCAUGUUCAAACCUUGCACUUGAUGAAAUAAUCAAUAUUGACGGAUUGGUGGCCUCAAUUUGUGAUAAGUUAUCAGUGUCAAGCUUCUUCAAAAACUUGACCCCUCAGAAUCCUGCUAGCGAGAAACGGAUUUUAAUUCUUGACAUGCUCAUCUCACUUUUGUCAUUAAGCGAAGAGACACAGUGGACAUCAUACCUUAGACAGGCAAUAUGCAAAACAUUGAACAACAUUCCUUCAAUUCAUGACGACAUUCUCUCUGCAUGUGGUGAUGCUUUAGUUCUGUUUGUUCCGACAGAUCAUCAAGCCGAAUACGAAGAUAUAAUGGGUGGUCUUCUGAAGAGUCAGAAAGAAAUUCCUACUAGAUUGUUUUCUCCAAUUUUCAGUGAUCUCUAUAUUUCAGAUAACAAGACAAACAUAAUGGCAGAAUAUCCAAGAAUAAUUUUGCAGUCCUUAUUCAAACUUACCAAAUACUUGAAUAAGCAGUCUUUGAUACCUGAAGACAAUAUAACAAAGUGGUACAAUUUCCUCGCAAAUUUGGCAGUGGAUGAGAAUGAGUAUUUGAGAUCAAUCAGCAAAUAUUAUUUGCUUGAGCUAAGUGGCUCUAUUGGCAAGUUCAAUAAGAUCAUGGAUGAUAAAUUGUUCGCCACUAGAUUAUCUGAUUUUAUGAAACCAACAGAACUGGUAUCGAAUUGGUCUCCUGAAAGAGCCAGAAGGAUUGUUGUCAAUGUAAAUGAAGUAGUUGAUCGUGUAGUGAACAAUCCUAUUAAUUGGAUCGAUUUCUGCUUAGUCAAUGAUACUGUACUUCCUUCUUUGCUUGAGUUUACAUUUUUACUAGAUGAGAGUGUUACGAUACCUCUACAGUUGCUUAAUUGCUCGUUUAGCACUGAGAACAAGUCUCAUUUGGAAAAAGUUACAUCAUUAUACAUGUCACAUAGCUCAAGAACUUUGAACAGAUUUAUAGACUUUGUGUUCAAUGGUGAAACCAGCAAUAUUAGAGCAGAGUCAGCCAAAUUUUUGUCGAAACUUUUUACCAAUUCAUCCAUCAAAUCUAAAGAAAUUUUAUUUAAUAUUAUUAUCAAACGUGUGGCCUCACUGCCCUAUUAUGGAAGGAAGGGAAGAGAAUUUACCAAUCAUUUACUGAUUCCAAUAUUUGAGGUUUAUGAGAAAAAGCGUCAACAAAUUUCGGACGAGCUUGUUAAGUGUCUUGAAUCGCAAAAUCAUCUCAUAGGCAACCACCCCAAUUCUUACAUCUAUGAUAAUCUCCAAAAUUAUUUUAGUUUAGACUCUAAAGGUUACUACUUGGAAACGGUACCAUGUUUGAUUUGCAUCUCUCCUGAGGUUCCAAGCCAACAAGUCGUUCUCAAGGACAUUACUAAGGCUAAAAAAUUUUCUCAUUCUUCAGAAUAUGUGAAGCUUAAAAACUCCUACAUCAUUGAAUCUAUGGAAAUUAACAUUUCGGAUGCCAAAAAAUCCAAGAUGAUAAGAACAGUUGAGUUUUAUUUUAACAAUAAUCAGGCUUUGGAGGUUCACGACCUGACAAAAGCAUCAACGGUUUGGCAAAAAGCUGGAAGCAUGACAGUUCCAAAGAAUUCUUCUCAGUGUAACAUCACAUUUAGUGUACCUAUCACAUGUUGUAACUUAUUAAUUGAAUUUUCCAGCUUUUAUUACGAUCUUGCUUCCAUGGAUGCUCUUUUCUGCAGUAAUUGUGGAAUUCCAGUUUAUGACAAGUAUGGACUUUGUUUGACAUGUGGAGAAAAUGUUUUCUCUUGCCACAAAUGCAAAGCCAUCAACUAUGACCAUUUAGACGCCUUUGUUUGUUCUACAUGCGGCACUUGUAAAUAUGCCACCUUUGAGUUUUCAUGUUUAGGAAAACAAGUAUUUAUUGGAGACAAAAUUAGAAAUGAAGAAGAUUGUAAAAAAUCACUGCAAAUUAUUGACACCCAACUCAAUUCUAGUGCUAAUAAGCUCAUUGGCCUGAAAGAGAAGAGUUCUGAAAUUAAGUCUCUGUUGAUCAGUUUGAAAACAGGUGAUUAUAAGGGAAAGUCUUUGACCGAACUGAUCUCUUCACUUGAAGAUUUGUACAAUAAUCAGACCAAAGCUCUACAUGAAGGACUUUCGAAUUGCCAGAAAAUCAUGUUAACUACGAGAAAACAGUUGAGAGAAUAUAUCUCUUCGAACAGAAGAAGCGACAAGAAAUACUAUCAGUCGGAUCAUUUUGAUGUAUCUACCCCUCAACAUAACCGAUGUUUCGGAUGUGCUAAUAAUCUUGUCAGCAAUGUCAUUGAUUUCUAUCAAUCCAUCCAUGAUUGCAAAGGCCUUUCUAUUAACGAUCAACUCUUGAAUGAACUUUUUGUCAAUGUGAGCCGACUAGGAAUGAAAGAGAAAGCACUACAGGUGCUGACAAAGAUCUCCUUUAUUGAUGAUAUUGUAAGCUCUAAAGUCAAUACUUUGUUGCAACAGAAAAUUAUUAACUGUUCCAAGAAGACUCUCAAAGGAUAUGAUGUCACAGCUCAAUUAAUUGGACUGGUAGAGUUGUUGAAGAGACUUUGCUGUGAUGAGAAAGAUCCUUUCUUUAACUCUAGAAUGUUAAUGCUAUUUGGAAUAUUAACUGAAACAACACUUCAACCUGGAGCCUCAUCAUCUGUGAUCAUCUGUGAAGAGUUGAUACAACCUUGCCUACAAAUUAUCCUCAAGUUUGUCACAUAUGCCAACCAAAAAUGUAAGGAAGAGCCAACACCGGCCAAUGUUGAGUCUCCGAUGACACCAACUAGAGCUGUACAAUUUGGUUAUCAUCAAUGGAAAGAAGGAGAAAUGACAUUUGAUAUGUUUAAGGCAAACCAAAUUCCCAAGAAGUUACCAAGAAAUAAUUUUGAAAUCUUAGGGAAAGAUGUGCUAUUUAAACUUUUGCUUAAUGAUUGUUCGAGCUCUGUAAGAGAUACGACCACCAAAAUUAUCAAAUGUUUAUGUGGAAAUUCACAAAAAGAAAUUGGCAUUUUGCAGGCAUUGACAACUCUCUUACCAGAUGCCAUGGUGCGUGGUGAAUAUUCUUCUAACUUUUUCUCUCUAUUCAACACUCUUGUAGAAAAGGAAGAAAGAAAGGUUCUACUUUCAAGCAAAGGGUUCCUUUCCUUUGUAUGCAAAUUAUUGAAGAAGGAAGUCGUUCAUCUUCAUCAUUUGGAAACUUUUUCAUCCAAUCAAAGCCAAGAUCUUUCAACAGGAUCCAGUUUAUACUUUUUGGUUACACUUCUUUCUGACUUUUUGCAUAUAUCUGAUAUUUUGAAUGAGUUUAAGACCAAAGAGGAACAUGUUAGUACCGUGUUAAGCAGCUUCCUGUCACUCAAAUCAUUCGUUGUUCAAAAAACAAAGUCAACAACUGACAGUCAAAGUAUUCUAAGACAAUUAACGGACAAAUUACAAGAGACUGAAUCAGACAAGAAGCUCUUUAUUAUUGCAUGUAUUGACACUUUAAAAAUGUAUAGUGACAAUCGAACAGCCUUAUUUGUGUUCGAAAAGCUGAAUAGCAUGAUUCAGCCUGUAAAAACUGAGCCUGUUUAUAAGCUGAAAUUAACUCGUGCAGCCAGCCAAGAAUUCUAUUUCCAAGGAAGACUUUCUAAACAACAAUGGACUACCAAGGAGUUUAGCAAAAAUGGACAACCUGCUCUAAUGUCUGACGUAAAAGAUAAGAUUUGUGAAGAAAUGAAUAUUCACAGCGACAUUCCUUUCGAGUUGUUGGUCAAUAAUUGCAUUAUUGCUCUCAAUUUACCUGUAGUGAAAGUAUAUGAAAAGGUCUGGCUAACCAGAAACGUAGAAACUAAUAACAACACACCGAUGGAAAUUGUUUUUAGAUUCCAGGGCAUUGAUGGAGAAGCAACCGAGGAUAGAAUUGAAACCUUACCUAGAGAUGACGAAUCCAUUGAUAUUGCUCAAAAGAGUAAGAUUACUUCAGUCAUAUCAACACAUGGAGGAGUUGAGGUCAUAGUUUCAUAUCUUCGAUCUAUCACCGAUUUUGGAUCGGAUAAGGAACUUGCAAAGAAUCUGUUACAAUUUAUGCUCUACUGCACAUACAGUAAGCUGAAUAGACGUAGAUUUUUAAUGACAGACACUGUAGAAUGCCUCCUUUCAAAAUGUAAAUAUGUCUUCCAGCAUAGUGAGAUGGCUGAAAUUGCCGAGUUACUCCUUCUAUGUAUUAAGCCACUUGUCAAAGAGGCAACCAAGAUGAGUCACGAGACUGGAGUACCUUCAAGCCCUCUUACAAGUCCUAUGAGCCCAUCUUUUUCCUCUGAUAUUUUCUCUGUCGACUCUGCUAACGAUCUUUCUCCAAGCGUUUUAGGAAAAUCAGAACAAUACAAGAUUAGCCAGAAGGAAAUCCUUGAACAAUUGAAAAUGUUUUUAGAGAGAUUGCCUGUGUGUAGUUCUAAAAUUGUUUCAGCUGUACAGUCAUUGUUACCAUUUCUGACCUACGGACUUGAAGAAUCAAUGGAUUAUCUCAUUCAAUACUUUGAACCAUAUUUGAAUUUUGAUUCAUUUGGUAACACAACAAAAGAAAAAUUCUAUUUGGACUCAUUCGUUAAUGUGGUUCUGAGCAUCCCCAAUGACUUUGCUGGAAAUAAUCUCAAGUCCAUGAUACUCAACAAAGGAAUUACCAAGAAAGCCAUUGAUUUUAUAAUGAAGAAUUUUGAUCUGAAGAAUACAUCCUCAUGGAAGUCAACACUCAGCUUGCCCAUAAUUCCAUUCAUUUUGAAUUUGCUUCAAGGUUUGGUGUCAUAUCACCUUCCUUCUUUGACUGCGAUGAAUAAUGUAGAUUUAUUGACCGUUCUUCACAAGAUUGAAGAAAAUACUGACGAAAAGAUUGUUGCAACACUCGCCGAAUCAUUGCUCAACACUAUUGCUGAAGGAUCUUCCCAAAUUAAACCCACCAUUGACAACCUCAGAAAGAGCACCAAAGAAAAGAAGAAAAAGAAGGCGCUUUCAAAGCGUGAAAAGACUCUUCAGGAGUUGAAAAAACCUGCCAUUUCUGCAUUUAAUUUCGAUGACAUUGAAGAGGAUAAGGGUAUUAUUUGUUCCAUUUGUGGCGAUGGAUAUGCCUACAAGCCAGAAGAGGUCAUUGGAACUUAUGUAUUUUGCAAGCAUGUAUUCCUUACAGACAAUUCUGGCGCCAUCAGUUCAGUCACUCAUUUCAACACUAUUCACACUUCGUGUCACUCUCAAGCUGUUGUGGCUGAUCAAAAUAGAAAUCCUCCCAAGUCAGAAUGGGAAGGCUCUUUGAUCAGAAACUCGUUCACUAAAUGUAACGCUCUAUUCCCAUUCAAAGGUCCAAAGACAUCGACAAGUAACUACGCAACUGCUGUCAAGAAAUUCUGGUCUGAUGUCAAAAUUGUGAAGAAUAUUUCUAGAGAUCAUUUUGACAUUCUUUCUCAUGAUUUGAUGAUUUUGUUUAACAAGUUUGCCAAAGAAGAAUCUUUUUCAAAGGAUGCAGGUGGUGGUAGUGCCAUCCAUCAAGUGAAAUUAAUACCAUUCAUGAUUCAAAUGGGCCUCUACCUUUUGGAUACCCUAAAUAAGAAUCGAGAAACAUAUGAGACAAUCCUUACCAGCUUUUUGAACACGGAUAUUGAGACAAAUCUUGAUGUGGAAAAUAUCAGCUAUAACACAAUUCUUUCUUUGUAUCUAAUGACAUUGGAAGAAUGGAAUUACUACAAAAAUAUUGUUCUUAAACGCUUCAUUACAACAACAAGAAAUUUGAAGCAAGAUCACACGGAAUGGUUCCAAUUAGUGAGACCUGCUCUCAUCUUUGUGUCGCUCAUUGAUAUUUAUCAAAAAGCACUCAAACCCAAUUCAAAAUUGACACUCAAGACAGACAGCAUCCAAAUUCGUCAUGCAAGCUCUGAGCAAUGGAUACAAGACUUGUUACACAAGAUUGAAAACAUUGAUCAAGAACAACUCUCAAAAUUGGAAGGAAUUGCCACCCUCUACACCAACAAGCUAUUGAAAUUCACCACUCUGGAAGAAUUUGAAAAACAAAUGGCCUCUUCUGACUUUACAUUGUAA
This is a messenger RNA of Naegleria fowleri, 12936 nucleotides long. RefSeq lists its product as uncharacterized. Lineage: Eukaryota; Heterolobosea; Eutetramitea; Acrasida; Naegleriidae. The transcript has 4 exons. Gene Ontology annotation, molecular function: protein binding. The record is from RefSeq and is a predicted model, not a curated record. Bases 1 to 12936 code for a protein of 4311 amino acids.